Messenger RNA from Fusarium verticillioides 7600, 321 nucleotides. RefSeq lists its product as hypothetical. Lineage: Eukaryota; Fungi; Ascomycota; Sordariomycetes; Hypocreales; Nectriaceae. The record is from RefSeq and is a predicted model, not a curated record. The coding region runs from base 1 to 321 and encodes 106 amino acids. The transcript has 3 exons.
AUGUCGAGCGCCGAGACGAAGAUUAAAAGGGUGGGUGAUGGGAAGAAAGAGGAUGGGGAGGAGCGACAAGCCCGGGAGUGCUUCGAGACAAGUGCGGUACUGGUACUGGUGCUGGUACUGGUACUGAGGUACCAGCCUGGGACCUGCCUGGGGUUCCAUUUCCAGUUGGCUAAGAGGGGGAGGAGAGCACCUCAGAAGCAACAGCAAUGGCAUAAGAGGGUGCCAAAAAUCGAAUGGGCCACUGGGCCGUUUUUGGUAUCCUCUCCUGGUGCUUCUGGGCUGGAUUGGGCAGAAGUUCCUGAGAAGGAAGUGUGCGAGUGA